AUGAACUUCACAUUAACACCGCGAAAAAUCCCGUACGAAGAAAUUAUCUGUAGUGUUGAGGAUUAUCUGUUUAAAAAUAAUAUUGGUAAGGAAGAUUUGGAGGCUAUACGUCAAGAUAUUUCGUCCUUGUUACGUCGUAGUUCAGUGCCGAAACCAAAUCUUCCUAAAGACGAAUUUACAGCGUUGAUUAACUUACGGAACAGACCAGAGCUAACGAUUCUCCGCGCGGAUAAAGUAAAUGCUACGGUCAAAACAGACCCCACAACUAACACGCUUAAAGCAACUAGCGAUUUAAUAAAGAAAUACUCCGAAAAAUUAAAUCUCGACGUGAAUUCGCUAAUACCAUCAUGUACCAAACCACCGAGGUUGUAUGGGUUACCGAAGAUAAACAAACCAAACGCUCCACUACAUCCUAUAGUGAGCCAGAUCGAUUCACCAACUUAUAAGCUGGCACAACUCUUGGCAAAAGUACUGUCACCACUGAGAGGACAUACCAGAGCACACACAAAGGAUUCAUACCAUUGUGUUAGUGAGAUAAAAGACCUACAUCUCGCUGACAAUGAAACUAUGGUCAGUUUAGAUGUUCAGUCACUAUUCACAUGCCUACCUAUUGAAGACUGCAUAUCAAUUGUAACUAGGAAGCUAGAAGAUAAUAACAUACCUGCUGAAUAUGCAGUAUUACUCAAACACUGCCUCACAUCUGGCUAUCUAUUGUGGAAGGAAGAGUUCUACAAGAAUGUAGAUGGUGUGGCGAUGGGCUCACCUGUAUCUCCAAUAGUCGUCGACAUAUUCAUGGAUGACUUCGAGGAGAAAGCCCUUCUUACUGCUCCUGUAAAUCCAAGAUUCUACAAGCGGUACGUAGACGACACUUUCACAAUUUUACCAUCUGACAAAGUAACUGCAUUUUUAAACCACCUUAACUCUAUAAACUCUAAAAUACAAUUCACAAUGGAGUUAGAGGCAAAUAAUUCUUUAGCUUUCUUAGAUGUUUUAGUCAUUCGAAAUCCUAAUAACACAAUUGGUCACACUGUGUAUAGGGAAAAGACCCAUACCAACCGAUAUUUAAAUGGUGAAUCUCACCAUCAUCCUUCACAGUUAGCUACCGUGGCACUCGACGAAUCCACUGAUAUUAGUUCCACAGCUCAACUUCUGAUAUUCAUACGAGGUGUUACUCAAGAUUUUGAAGUCUUAGAAGAGUUAUUAGGAAUGUGUUCAUUGAAAGGUCAAACCAGAGGAGUUGAUAUACUCAAUGUACUUUUGGAUGAGUGUUCAAAAACUGUUUUGGACUUAUCAAAAUUAUCGGGAGUUACAACUGACGGUGCUCCUUCGUGUCAAUUCUGGGCUAGUUACUUUGCUGAAAAAGCAUCUGCAAGAAAAAAACAUAAACGCUGA
Messenger RNA from Parnassius apollo (apollo), 1392 nucleotides. NCBI's taxonomy places the organism in Eukaryota, Metazoa, Arthropoda, Insecta, Lepidoptera, Papilionidae. The record is from the annotation of a GenBank genome assembly.